AUGUUUGAAAGUGCAAUAGAGAACUUCAGAUGGUGCUUCACAGGGAUUUAUGGGCCUCACAAUAACUCAGAAAGAGAGAUUUUUAGGCAUGAACUUGCAGCCAUCAGAGGAAUAUGGGAAGAUCAAUGGGUCAUAGGUGGUGAUUUCAAUGUUUGUAGAUACGAGAGUGAAAGAUAUAACUGCAUAAGGAGGUCCAGGGCCAUGAAAUCCUUAAAUGAAAUCAUACAAGAUCUGGGCAUCAUAGACUUGCCUUUCCAGGGGGCUCACUACACUUGGUUUAGGGGUGAAGACUCACUGCAGGCAUCCAGAAUUGACAGGUUCCUCAUCUCCCUAGAAUGGAAUGACAACUUCAAAGCAAUCAAGCAAAUAGCCCUCCCUAGAGUUGUCUCUGACCACAGACCCUUGCUACUACAAUGUGGUGACUGGGCAGCCAACCCUUCAUAUUUCAAGUUUGAAAAUAUGUGGCUUCAGGCUGAAGGCUUCAUGAACAAGGUUAAGGAAUGGUGGCUCAGCUAUGCAAUUGAUGGAAGCCCUGACUUCAUAUUGCUGCAGAAACUAAGGUGUCUGAAAAAAGACAUCACCAGUUGGAACAAGGAGUCUUUUGGCCAACUGGAAGCAAGGAAGACCAAACUUUUGGAAGCUCUAGCUCUAAUGGAAGUAGAAACCGAAAACAGACUAAUGACACAAGCUGAAAAAGAAGAUUCAAUGCACAUUAAGCUGGAGCUGCAACAGUUGGCAAAGGCAGAAGAGGUCUCGUGGAGGCAAAAGUCUAGGUGUCUAUGGCUCAAAGAGAUAGAAACACCAAAUUUUUUCAGAAAAUGGCCAACUCCCACAGAAGGAAUAAUUGCAUACACAAACUGA
Messenger RNA from Nicotiana tabacum (common tobacco), 861 nucleotides. Lineage: Eukaryota; Viridiplantae; Streptophyta; Magnoliopsida; Solanales; Solanaceae. The record is from RefSeq and is a predicted model, not a curated record.